AUGCCAAAAUCACCGUCUAUCGUGUUUAUUGCCAGACAUGGCGCCCGUCUCGAUGCUGCGGAUAAAGAUUGGCAUUUGACGGCCCCAGAGCCCUACAAUCCACCCCUCUCCUACGGUGGCUGGAUGCAAGCGCGUGCGCUCGGUGUACGCAUUUCUAGUCUUCUCAGGAAUCGGGAUUUCACCGGACAGGAGCCCCAGAGUCAGCGCAAACAUCAUCCGACCUCGGAUACCCAGGCAAAACCCACCCCCGCAUCCUCGGACCUGUCCCACCGAUAUAACGUCAUUGUCCAUACCUCUCCAUUCCUUCGAUGUCUACAAACCGCAGUAGGGGUUAGUGCUGGUAUCAACCAGCAACCUCCGACCACAGGGACACCCGGGGCGACCAGCCCAUUUCCUACUAUCCCGGAAACCUCAAGCCCCGAUACACGAUGCUUGAUCCGUGUCGACGCUUUCCUAGGCGAAUGGUUGUCACCAGACUAUUAUGACCAGAUCACGCCCCCACCGGGCUCAGAUAGGAUGGUGGCUUUUGCAAAAGGGGAACUGAUCCGACGGGCCGAGGUCAUUCCAGCCGCGGAUGGGUCGACGCGGGCGCUGGCAGGUCAUUUCCCAGGCGGCUGGGGCAGUCAAUCCCACCCUACCUCGCCGGCCGAGGAUGAGGAGCGAAAUUUGCAACCGGCCCCUGAACAUGGUCAGCGCCAGCGCUCGAGCACGCACGAUACGCUACAGAAUCCCACCAAUACCAAACGUGUCAAGACAGCUCUAGGUCGCUUGAACACAGACUUGCCGUCUACCCUCGACGCAUCCUACGUACCCCCCACUCCUAGCUAUGCUGUCUCUGCCUCAGACCCCAUACCUACAGGCUACGUUGCCCACGCGCGCAAUGCGUGCACCAAAAUCGACUAUCAAUGGGACAGCAUGCGCACCCCAUACUGGGGUACAGGGGGUGAGUACGGCGAAGAAUGGAGUACCAUGCACGAACGCGUCCACGAUGGUUUCCAGCAUAUGAUUAACUGGUACCGAGAACAGGAUACUCCAGCCCACUCAAUGCAGUCCGGCCCCGACGGGGAUGCAGUGGAAACGGAACCAGAAACGGUCCUCAUCCUCAUCACCCAUGGCGCAGACUGCAAUGCAUUGAUUAGCUCACUGAACGGACACUCGGUUCUUGUUGAUAUUAACACAGCUUCGCUUACUAUGGCUGUGCGACGCGACCGACUCAAUCACCCCGCAGAAACGGAUCCCAUGCCAUCUUCGGGGCCAGACAACCAAUCGGUGUCACGGGAAUAUUCCCUGCAGUUUGUGGCGUCGACUGAUCACCUGCGUCCGGGCAUCAACCCCUCACAGCUGACCUCGCUGGUAUCUCCCUCCACGGCAGUUGCGCCGCCGGUGUCUUCGGUGUCUACUUAUCGAAAUCGCAUUGGCGCUCGGCCAUCACUCCAAGCUUCGUAUACCAAUGGGCCCUCCCCUAGCUCCAGUUCCAGCCCCCGUGGAUGGACGCUCGCGAUGCGCCCGUCCACGGCGUCUCGUGGGGCGGGUGGGCUCUGGGGCUCGGUCGCCGAGAAAACAGCCGACCUCGAAGACGACUUCGCGCCGGAGUUUGGAGAUCGCUCAACCAGCCAAGACCCGACCAUUCCUGAUCGGGCUGAAGAUCGUGGCUGGGUCAAGCAGCUACCACAGCGCACCCAGUCCCAACGUGGUCUCUGGGGAAGCGCACAAGAGGAUCGCGAAGGGGGCACGAAACGACGAUGGACAGUAACGGAACAAAAACUUUGA
This is a messenger RNA of Penicillium salamii, 1770 nucleotides long. The record is from the annotation of a GenBank genome assembly. NCBI's taxonomy places the organism in Eukaryota, Fungi, Ascomycota, Eurotiomycetes, Eurotiales, Aspergillaceae.